Molecule: messenger RNA, 5629 nt
Organism: Anopheles stephensi (Asian malaria mosquito)
Lineage: Eukaryota; Metazoa; Arthropoda; Insecta; Diptera; Culicidae
Exons: 2
Coding region: 626-2854 (742 amino acids)
Biological process (GO): cell surface receptor protein tyrosine kinase signaling pathway
Cellular component (GO): cytoplasm
Source: RefSeq, a predicted model, not a curated record
GGAACCACCGUGCUCAUCUUCCACUGACUUUGCAACGAAACAACAAAUAGUAAAAUACGUUUUCCUGUACACCUUUGUUUUCCUGCAAAUCCCAAUUGUGUGAAGCGAUGCGCUUCGGUUAAAUAUUGCUUUCCUUAAAACCCUAAGUGAAGCAUCAUCGCAAUGGUGUUUAGUGUUGUGGCUUUUCCGUUCGGGAAAAUCGUGUGCGCAUUCGAGCUUGCCUAGAUUGGUCUCAAAUGUUUGUUAAAGUUGCCAUCCCGAUUGCCCAGCGGAAAAAAAUCACCUAAGGUGCACCCUCCGAACCUCCACCCGGAGAUUGUAGUAAUGGUAGAAAGACUGCGAAUCUCGGUACUCGCCCUUUCGACAGAACGGAACCAGCAAACGGUAUCGCAACUAUGCAGCAAACUUCCGAGUUUCGCCAAAGGGAAUGGCUGCUACUCUAAACUCUUCCACUGUCAUCACAUCUACUGAUGCAGGCAGGGUGUCUUUCUGUUGUCUGACCGCGUGCAUGUGCGUUUAGUGGAAAUACACACAUUGCCCAUGCGAAUGGUCCUAAGGCGGGCCUAACAGCAACAAAACACAACAAACCACAUUCGCUAUCGUCAAAACGGAGACGAACCAGGACAUGGGUUGCAUCAAUUCAAAGAAGGACAUAAAGGACGUACAUUCGAACAUUUUCCACGUGAUUAACAUCGACAACGAUGGGACGGAACUGUGGAGCGGUAAGUUGGAAGUGACUCGUGUCGAGCUAACGCUCUACCGAAAGGGCAAGGAGCCAACCAAGUGGCCGUUGAAAUGUCUACGACGCUAUGGCUACAACGUGGACCAGUUCAGCUUCGAAGCCGGUCGCCGCUGUACUACCGGUGAAGGCAUUUACGCCUUUCGCUGUCGUCGUGCCGAGGCCCUGUUUUACACCGUGCAGGCGUACAUCCAAGGGCGCAUCUAUAGCGACGAAAAUACCAACCCAAACGAUCCGUACCCGAUACCGGUCGCUUCGAACGGGCCGUCUGUUGCGGCUAGAAGCGUUUCGCAGAACAACACCGCUACGCGAAGCAGCAGCAGUGGCGGAGGACAGGGCCAGCAGAUGCAGUGUACGUUCGUGAUGAACCGGACCGGUAUGGCGACCAGCCAGUCCCUUAGUCCCAAUGGAACGAUACAUUCAAACUCGAACCAAAGUCGCAGCACGGAUACUCUGCCUAUGGAGGGCAACUAUCUCGAGCCGACACCCAACCGGUCGAAUGCCUCGGGCACAGCACAGCCGCACACUAUUACGACACGCUUCCAGCAGGGACUACGGUUAAGUUCGGUUAGCAGCGGACCGAUCAGUCCCGACAUAACAUCACCCGGUUCUCCCAACAGUAUGACCAACAUACUGGAAGUCACGACGCUAAAUCCGCUGCCGACGUCCCACACGAGCGGAAGCGUUCAUCAGGGCGUGAGUAACGUGUAUCAGGAGUUCCCCAUGAAAGACUCGACGAUGGCUUCCCUUCACCAUCAGCAUCAUCAGCUGUUGCUGCAUCAGCACCACGUGCAUCAUCCAAUAACCGCCCCAAUUGUAGCACCGCUGGUUGGAGGUUUGGUUCGAACAUCGAUGGACGUACCGCCACAGGAACCGGCUCCGGGUGCAUCGGUGCUACUAAACUCCUCUAUCGCAUCGGAUAUGACAACGACUCCUGCGGGUCCCGCCGAAGCGCUCCUCUGCGGUGGUGGAGAAUACGAUCAACAGCAGCCGCCUUCCACACCGGACGCCAUCGAUCCGGCACGAUUGUAUAUGAAUGUAAAUAUCACCGGUUCGGAUGUCGGCACCGGUGCCGGGUGUGGUAAAGCGAAGAAACCGGCCGCUUUCAGUAGCAAAAGUAAUUCUAGUCUUAUUUCGAUUUCAAACAUCAACAACAACAACAACAAUAACAAUGGCCAUAAUAACACCGGUUCUUUCGACGAGUGCCAGUAUCAAAAUGUACGCACACCAACAUCCAUGACCGCGAUCGUCGGUGGCGUGGGGAUGCCAUUGCUGCCCCAAAGCAACAUCGUGCCCGGCAACAUGUUCGCCCAGUUCCAGCGUCUCAACAGUGCCGGAGGCGGGCCGGGUAAUCAGUUUUCGAUGGAUCCAAACCGAUUCUAUGAAAAUCUUGAACUGGCCGAACUGAAGGCCGUUUCGAUGCGUGGGGGCCGUUGCUCAAAGCCAGAUAUUUUCAGCAACGUCGACCUGCCGCUAGACCACUCCGAACCAUGCACACCGACGGCGACUGCAGCGAGCCAGCGCAAGGUAAAUUACAUCGUACUUGAUCUCGAUCAGUCAAACUCAUCGCACAGCAUUAGCGGAGCGGCUGGCGCUGGCACCAAUGGGACAGGCGUCCUCUCACCGACAGGAACAGUUCCCGGCAGUGGGUUGAACAAUGGAAACGCGAUUGCUGGCAGUGUGCCGAACGGAACCAAUACCUUCAACAAUAACAAUAACAACAACAACAAUACUACGAUAAACCUUAACAGUGUGGUGGUGGCCCCGGGUGGAUUGUGCAACUCAGCCAGCGGUGCUGCAAUAGGCCCGAUCGGUGUAGCGGCUGGCACAGAUCGGACGGUCGUCAGUGUAAGCUGCACCACCGGGCUCUGUAGCGGCGGAGCGGCAAACCCGGUCGCUGGUGGCAAUAUUACACCCACCAGCGUGAGUCUACUGCCACCGGAAAGUCCGAAAAAAGCUUCGCUCGGAUAUGCGACGAUCGAUUUCAACAAAACGGUAGCGCUAAGCAACUCCACCACGCCUUCGUCCGAGCUCGACAGUGAAGGAUCGCGCAAGACACGGCACAACUCGACGGUAACACCACUAGCAAGGCAGAGCAAUUCCGUAAGCGAUUAAACGUAGGCCAAGCUGCCGUUCCGAGGUUACGAGUUUACUCGAUUUUAUACUGAUUGUGAGUAGACGUUGGUUAAAGAUCCGGUAGACGAAAACGUUUAAAUUUCCCCCUCCUAGACAACAACAACGAAUACUGUCCGUUUUGUUCUCUACAAGUACGUUGUACGCACGAUUGAUAUUAUUCUAAACUUCCCGCGUCGAUAUCGCUGGAAUGGACGUUGGGUUAACGUUUGCAUUAACAAAAUAGACUAACUUUGAAAAACUAUCACAGACAGCACAGUGGAUUCAACAACGCUUGAAUUCUGUAUAAAAAUCAAACACAAUUUCCUGAUGGGCACUUUGAAAUUUGGACAGCGAACAAUACUUUAUCGUAGACACUGAUUGAUUGGAUGAAAUUCUCGGGAAGAGGUUUGCAAUUAAACUACUAUUCCCAGUGAGGUCAGUUGGGAGCAUCUUGCCAUGGUCGCUGGAUUCGCGUUGUGAUGAUAAAACUACCAGACAUAAACUCUUGGUUUUUCCUCGCAUUUUUCUGCCGCAUUAGCCGCAUAAGACACUAUAGGGGGACCGGAUUCUAUUCUCCCCAGUUCGAUGUUUUCGUAUUACUCUAAAGGUAAGAAAAGAUGUUAGAAAUGCCUCACUGUUUCUAAAUAUUUUUGCCAAGCGUUAGAACUUAUAGUACUAACAAAUGCUCUAUUCCAGUCGCUCCCCUGUUUUGACUAGAGCUGCCGCCAAAUCAGCUCCAAUAACGCUGUAAAGCUUUGUCUGUACAUAAACCCAAUGAUACAAAAGACAAAGAUCGAUGGUUCGGCUGAUCGUGUCAGGACCACAGGACCAUCGCAGGGAUUUUUUUUUAAAGUCAGUCUAUUUUUUUAAUGCAAACGUUAUUCGAUAACAAUCCUAUAUUUGCAGCUAAGCACAAACAGACCUAAGACAAUAGAAGCGAGAAACUUGUUCGAAGCUUCGAAUCCUUUUUCGAAGCGUAUUUAUGAGUUAUAUUUUUGAAUGUUUUUAAUUUUAGAUUUUUUACGAUUAAUGAGAAAUGCGUUUCUCACUUUCUAUACUAUGAAAGACUUUUUUAAAUUACUUUAGUGUAUCUUUCGAUCACAAACGAUCGAUGGCAGUAAUAGAGGCAUAAGUUGGUGCAGAAACAUUUGUUUCUAAUUGUUCGUUUACAUUACUAGACUCACUUACGUUUUGAAGGAAAUGAGUUUUAACGAUACGUAAAGCGGUCGAAACAAUACAUAAUACAUCACACAGCAGUGAGCAUAAAAGCUCAACAGCAUAUUCAUUAUCGACCGUAUCGGCGACACUGGUUCAAAGAUGCAUCAAAUAUGGUUUACUGGCAAAAUAUGGUCAUUUUGCCUCCGUAUUACUAUUACAACGUGUUGCCACCACAUAGCAUAGCAUGGAAAAAAACGUGGAAAGAUAUAUCGUAAGAAAAGCUUUACUGUUGUAAAAAUAGAAAAAGAGAAACAAUUGAACUAUGGCCCAAAAGCGAACCAAAUUCAGCAACAACUAUUCGAUUCGUCGUCGGUCAGCGUGAUAUAAAAAGAGGAUAUUGUUCGAUGCCGGUUUACGGAAAUUUGUACAAUGUUUUUAGUUGUAGAGUACGCAAUGCGCUUACCGAUGAUGUUGCAAGCUGCAGAAAGCGCUCCGACAACAGGACAAGACAUAUUUUGUUUGUAACAGACUUCUACCAUCAUGUUAUUUAUAGAGUUCGCUGAAAACGAAGAGGCAACAAAGAAACCAAUUAACCAAAGCGAAAAUGUACACAAUCUACCAAAACAUUAAAACGUAGUUGCAGAAGAAUGGAAGGCAUAUAGUGUUAAAGACCACGAGUGCACAAAGCUCGGGGAGAGAGCCGAAAGCGAGUUUAAACUGUAGUUCUAUAAAUGUUGAAUGAUUUCGUUGAACAGACAGUCUUUUUAAGAAGACAUUAUAGGCGCCAUGCAUUACAACCCAAACAUUACAAUUUUCUAAGUGAGAACUCAACAUACAAGAGCCCGAAACAUGUUGCUGCGAAAUUUUAAACGCACCAUACAGCAUGAUAUAGCGUGCGUUCAUGAUUCUGAUAGGGAUUAUGAUAACAUUUCUGAAAUGAUAGUGCAAGAGCCUGUUCUCCUCCUCUAGCCAGACUGUAGCACACGAUCGAGUUGAGACCAUAUACUGUAUGCCAAAGCCUUUUUUUAACUUGGUCCGUGCAACGUGCAGGCGAUCUUAUUUUGAUAAGUGGGUUAUCAUGUAAAUCUGAACGUAUAGACAAAAUGUUGUGUUAAACUAAUAAACCCCAAUUAUUAGACGAAUGAUAGCGUGGUGCGGUGUGUUGCGAAAGGAACAAACGCCUCCAAGUAAGUGUGACAAACAACCAAAUCGUGUGAUUCGUUAAGUUUGUUCAUUUUAGAUUUGAGCUGAGACACUAAAGGAUUAAGAGAAGUACUAAGCUAAAACACUAGUGUGUGCGUGUGAGUGUUGGGUGUGAGCACAUUUUUCUAGUUUAACAUUAUGUCAAUAUAGAAAAUGGGGAAAAAUGGCCUGGCCAGUAAGUAGCAUCACCAACAUGAUAAUGCGUUUAGAAUAAAACAGGCGAACAGGUAAAGUUUCGUACGGUGAAGUAAGACACGCGUUGCGCCCAAAUGGCCAAAUAUAAUUUAAAACAAAAAUGCCAAAAAGAUGCGUUUGUUAUAUUAUGUAAAGUGUACGAUGCCUGGCCCGUCUGUCGGAUCUGUGCAAACCACCCAUGGAAUAACAUCCAAUAAAAAAAAUAUAGUUUACUAUAAA